Neltuma alba is the source of this 405-nucleotide messenger RNA. Its product is annotated as hevamine-A-like. Gene Ontology annotation, biological process: carbohydrate metabolic process. Lineage: Eukaryota; Viridiplantae; Streptophyta; Magnoliopsida; Fabales; Fabaceae. Gene Ontology annotation, cellular component: extracellular region. Gene Ontology annotation, molecular function: chitinase activity. The transcript has a single exon. The record is from RefSeq and is a predicted model, not a curated record. Bases 1 to 405 code for a protein of 134 amino acids.
AUGAGAACUGGCCUCUUUGACUACAUCUGGAUCCAGUUCUACAACAACCCUCCUUGCGAAUACACAGAUGAUGGAGAUACUCAUAAACUUAUCAAUUCAUGGAACCAGUGGACCACCACAUACACCGCCACCAAGUUCUAUGUCGGCCUCCCGGCGUCUCCCGCUGCAAAUGGUAGUGCCGGUGGUUAUGUGCCGAUCGAUGUGCUCAACAAGGAGAUUCUUCCGCAGGUAGAAACCUCUCCCAAGUUUGGUGGGGUUAUGUUAUGGAGCAGGUACUACGAUUAUCUAUCCGGGUACAGUGGUAAAAUCAACUGUACUGCCCCUGCAGCUCUUAAGAUUGUCCGUGCGCCGUUGGUUGCCAUGAUGAAAUCUGCCUCCGACGUUCUGUAUCGCGUUUUAUCUUAG